AUGCUUCCAGUACCCAGUGACAUCUCCGACGAAGUCUUCUUAGCAACUAGUUUAAGAUGUGGACGUGUUUUAACGGCCAAGGAAAGACACGUUUGGAGAUGGACGGGAUUCCAUUUUGGUGUCGAUUUGUUGAUGAUUACGGACGAUUCGACGAUUUCCAUUAAGAGGAAUCACAGGUCUGAAUUUGGGCAGCUUUUAAGUUUACAAACAACAAGACACGUAGCUAUAAGGUAA
Diabrotica balteata is the source of this 234-nucleotide messenger RNA. The record is from the annotation of a GenBank genome assembly. NCBI's taxonomy places the organism in Eukaryota, Metazoa, Arthropoda, Insecta, Coleoptera, Chrysomelidae.